Messenger RNA from Aphanomyces astaci, 603 nucleotides. RefSeq lists its product as hypothetical. Bases 1 to 603 code for a protein of 200 amino acids. NCBI's taxonomy places the organism in Eukaryota, Oomycota, Saprolegniomycetes, Saprolegniales, Verrucalvaceae. The record is from RefSeq and is a predicted model, not a curated record. The transcript has 3 exons.
AUGUUCCUAUCGGCGGUGUGGCAUGGCCUAGAUGGGACAACGUGUGUAGCACUGCGGGAGGAAGCUGGUCCGUCCAACCUGCCAACGAUCCAGCAGCGCCCAGGAAAACUUGAAGCACGACCAACGCUGCACGAUUUCCGCACACACUUUCUGGCUCUGUGGUCGGGCACGCUACCUCUGGACCAUCACCCUCCGCAUCUGGUUCGACCCACCACCACCCCCAACACAGACGACCUACAGACCUCCCUCCUCCACGGGACUCAGCCCCCAGCUGCACCAUGGCUACUCCAUUCACCAAACUGGACGUCCCACUGCACCGCUCAAGACAACCUGACCCAUCAAGCGUGGCAGCUCAUCCGAGCACUCACACUCCGUACCCUGUGGAACGACCGCUGCGCAGCGCUACACGACAACACCAGCCGUAUCCCGCCGCCGGUUUCCUUCCCUUACCUUCUCCAGGCGCAUUUCCAAGCCUUAACCACCUACCACGCCCAACGCCGGCACCGCCUCCGCGCGGACCUGUAUCAUGACCUCAUCUUACGGUGCAGUCUCUUCUUAGUCCACCCCCCCCUCUCCUCCACGCGGACAGACCCAAAUGCGUAA